AAAUUCAAUAAAAACCAGUUUAAGAGCGAAAUGGAAGCCGAGAAAUGACUGGCGUCCGGAAUGACCGAACCAUAACAUUGGGUGCAAAAAUGGCUGCACGGGCGCAUGUAGACGAUUCCGUGAUUGAGAGAAGGUUACGUCCCAUUUAUGAUAGGAGGACAUAAACAACUGAUUUUCAGUGCUGAGUUGGUUCUGCUCUCCCCCGGUAGUGGGUGGGGGUUAUCGCUUAGCCAAAACAAUAGAGCGCUACCACAAAUUGCAAAAUUCUAGCUGUCGACAGAUAGAAACUAUAGCUAUAUAACUACUUGAAUGGUUGGACACCGGCAAUAACAAGAAGGCCGUACAGGAGGCAGAUAAAGUUUUACGCAAACAGGCCAGCCUUCACUGUGCCAGAGUUCUCAAAGGCCUCGCACUGCUCCGUCUUAAUCGGCGGGAGGAAUGCGAAAAUCUUAUUUCAGCCGUCAUUCAAGAAGGCCCAACAGAUGAAGCCACCUUACAGGCUCUCACAAUAUGUUUUCGGGAGAUGCACCAACCUGACCGUAUUUGCACCGUUUAUGAAAUGGCUGUCAAGUCAGAACCCAGCAACGAGGAACUUCUCUCUCACCUCUUCAUGGCUUACGUGAGAAUCGGCGACUACAAGAAUCAGCAGCAGACCGCCAUGAAGCUUUAUAAGCUCAAACCAAAAAAUCCCUAUUAUUUCUGGGCCGUUAUGAGUCACGUAAUGCAGGCUCACAAAUCUGUUGACCCAAAGGGGAAGAGAAUCAGCCUUCUUCUUGCGGAAAGAAUGAUAGACAUGUUUGUCAAAGAUGGGAAAAUUGAUGCGGAAGCUGAGGUGUUAACUUAUCUCCAUAUUUUAGAAACUCAGAAUAAGUAUGCUGAAGGCCUAGCGGUCUUAGAUGGACCCUUGUCUGAGAAGGUCAUCCAUCAACCACAGAAUUUUUUAGCCUUGAAAAGGGCGACCUACCAUGCCCGCUUAAACCAGUGGGAAUUGGCCUCCUCUGUAUGUAAGGAUUUAAUUAUGAAAGAGCCAGAUAAUUGGCAACAUUAUGUCGAGUACAUUCGGGUUAUGAUGGAGCUCAAGUUAACUGGGAAUUCAACCAAUGACCCACUUGUUGAGGCGGCUGCCUUUUUAGCAGAGGUGAAACGACAAGAGUCAACCCACAGCAGAGGGCCUUUAUUGGGACUUUUGCAGUUAGCCCUAGUGCUUCAAGAGAAAGGGAUGGCAGAACGUGUAGAAGAAUUAUGUGGAGACUUUGUGGAGAUACUCCAGGAGUAUAUUCGCGACUAUGGGGACAAAAUGUGUUGUUACGGUGAUAUUGUUAACUUUUUACCACUUGUGCCAAAAGAUCAAAUUUCAAUUUUCCUGGAAUUUGUCCGAGUGCUCGUCCGGUUUAAUGAAGAAGGGAUUCCUGUAGAUGUAGAGGCUGUGUAUCGUAAUUUAUGCUGGUUGCAACUUACAAGAGCCUUAGGACAGCAGGAAAGCCUGAGUGUGUCGGAGCAUGUCCAGUUUGCCGACACUUUAGUGAAGUUGUAUAAACAGACCCUACACUUGUCUUCGCACAUGGCAGAUACAGACAUUAGGCCGGGGGAUGCAUAUUUAAUUUUAGCAGCUCACAGUUACCUGACAGCCAUACUCAAAUGUGGUGUCACCACGAAUGAUGUUGACCCACGCCACUUAAUACUCAAGGUUGCAACUAUUUUAGAACAAGGCAUUGAAAUCUCCAAAGCUAACUUCCAGUUGAAGCUGUUACUCAUAAAGAUAUACAACAUGAUUGGUGCCACAAAUGCCUCGCAGACUGUGUAUGAAAAGUGUGAUCUAAAACACAUUCAGCUAGAUACGUUAGGUCAUGUUUUGGCUUUGCAGUCUGUCGACUCGGCGAAUUACUCUGUCACCACUGACAUAAUCUCAUUAACGCUCAAAUUUUUCAUGGCCAAUUACAAAGAUACUUCUGAUCCAUUAAUAUCUUCAUACAAAUAUGGAUCUUUAACGAGAAUUCCAGAAUUUGUGGAUUUCCGUGAAAGAUUGAAUAAUUCCCUCCAUUUUGCCAUACUGACAGCAGAACAGAUGUUGUUGGAUUUAACUAUGGAAGUGAGCUCUCACAGCCAAUUUUUAGAAGCUGUACAACAGAUGGAUAUAGAUCCCACCACAGACAAAACAAAGUGGGAAGAACUCUGUGACAAUCGAGACUUACGGGUUAUGAACACCUGGGAACCACUGCACAGGUGUUUGCAAGAAAAUGACAUCAAAGCCAGUGCAGAAGCAGACAUUGCUUUGUUGAAACUCCGCAAUGUCACUUUACGAAUGGUGGGUGCAGCGUCCAGACUAGGUCAUUCAAAGGUGAAUAAUGCCCAAGCUUCAGCCAAUAAGGAAAACAGUGGAAUCAUGAACGGUGAAGCUAAUCAGUCUAGUGAUGCACAGCUUCUAGUAGAACUUACAAAGCGCCUUGAAGAAGAAUAUGAAGAAUGUAGCAAAUACAGCAACAAUAAACCUCCUGAGCUACCACUGCAAGGUCCAGAUCCGUCCAGAAUAUACCUCUACACAUCCAGAAAUUAUAUUCCAGUCCUAGUCAGACAUUCACAUAUUUUACAACAAGUCCACUCCUGCACCCAGAGUUCAGUUGGGAUCGAGAACUGUUCAGGAGAAAGCAUAAAACAAGCCAGGGAAGAGAUUGAAGAUUUGAUAGCGUUACACUUGCAGGACCUAGAGUCCUUAGAGACGAGCACCCCCAGAGUCUGUCCAGGUGUGAAUCCCCCAGCCCUAGCACACCUCCACCACCUCUCUCAAACUAUAGGCCUCGUUGCCGUGCUCCUAGGAUGCUGUUUCGUUAUCUUAAAACCUAUCAAAGCUGCCGUUUCCAAGAAGAAUAAAAAGAGUAAAGAAUCUGUUACUAUGCCGGAGGUGGUUCCUCAAUUCAUGAACUACAUCACAUCCCUGUCUGGCGAUCUUCAGAAAUUUGAGAAGGCCAUCAGUGACAAGUGCAAGGAGGUCAAAUCGUGUGCGGAGGAGAACAGCCAAAAGGGUUACUCCUCUGUGGAAAUAUCGUCUCCUCUAACGAGUCACGAAGAUGCCAAACAAGUGUGCGAAAAAAUAGAGCAAAGUUUUAUUAAAAGCUUAGGAAAUCUUUCAUUUUCUAUAAGCAAUAAAGUUAAGUAUGUGUCAUCUCUUAAACUCUAAUGUUGAAUAUUUUUUUAUCUCCAAAAGAUGUCCAGCCGAGCUUUCUUUGGUGACGCUCGGCUGGUCAUUUUAAAAAAUUACAUUAUUGGUCUCGUUUUCAGACCGUAAGUAAUCAUUAUUACACUUGUUUAUAAUGAAAAUAUAUGAUUUA
Molecule: messenger RNA, 3326 nt
Organism: Macrobrachium nipponense
Lineage: Eukaryota; Metazoa; Arthropoda; Malacostraca; Decapoda; Palaemonidae
Gene: psidin
Product: N-alpha-acetyltransferase 25, NatB auxiliary subunit-like
Exons: 18
Coding region: 524-3175 (883 amino acids)
Biological process (GO): N-terminal peptidyl-methionine acetylation
Cellular component (GO): NatB complex; cytoplasm
Molecular function (GO): protein binding
Source: RefSeq, a predicted model, not a curated record